UUUCUUAAACAAUUAGGUCUACAUCCCAACUGGCAAUUUGUUGAUGUGUAUGGUAUGGAACCUGAACUCCUUAGCAUGGUGCCACGACCAGUUUGUGCAGUAUUACUUCUCUUUCCAAUUACAGAAAAGUAUGAAGUAUUCAGAAUAGAAGAGGAAGAAAAAAUAAAAUCAGAAGGACAAGACGUCACAGAAUCAGUAUAUUUCAUGAAGCAAACCAUCAGUAAUGCCUGUGGAACAAUUGGACUGAUCCAUGCUAUUGCUAACAACAAAGACAAAAUGAAUUUUGAAUCUGGAUCAACAUUGAAAAAGUUCUUGGAAGAAUCUCUAAGUAUGAGUCCUGAAGAAAGAGCCAGAUACCUAGAAAAAUAUGAAGCUAUUCGAGUUACUCAUGAAUCGAGUGCCCAUGAAGGUCAGACAGAGGGGGCAGAACUGGGACCGAAGAGUGGAAGUUACUGGGAGGCAAAUUUCAGCUCAUUAGAAAACGUUCUUCAACAAUUAAAGCCACCUGAAAGUCAUAUGGACUGCCAUGUUGAGUCGUCCUCGCCAUCCUCAUCCCAGCCUCAUUCUAGCCACUGCAGAACGAAGGCCUCACCAUUGUGUCACCAUGCAUCCCUGCCCUGGGUCAAACGUAACCAUGUAGGUCCAGCAAAGGCUACCAGCCCAUCUCUCCGUCUUCGUCGCUGGCGGCCCUUCUUACGCCUGCCGUCUGUGGGGCUUCAUUCUGUUGCACCAAGUAUAGAUGAAAAAGUAGAUCUGCAUUUUAUUGCAUUAGUUCAUGUAGAUGGGCAUCUCUAUGAAUUAGAUGGACGCAAGCCAUUUCCAAUUAACCAUGGGAAAACUAGUGAUGAUACUUUAUUAGAGGAUGCCAUAGAAGUUUGCAAGAAGUUCAUGGAACGUGACCCAGAAGAAUUAAGAUUUAAUGCAAUUGCUCUUUCUGCAGCAUAGUUUAUGCAUAGUGAAAACACCAGUACUGUAUUAUUUGUAACAAAAAUAAAAUUCCUCCUGCCAUACGCCAGUACUCACAAAUUUUGAUAUUUUCAUGAUUAUAUUGAUGAUACUGACCAAUAAUAGUUUAUGUGGAUUAAACUUUGAAUUAAUCUGUA
Messenger RNA from Antechinus flavipes (yellow-footed antechinus), 1103 nucleotides. It is a transcript of the gene UCHL3, whose product is annotated as ubiquitin C-terminal hydrolase L3. Gene Ontology annotation, cellular component: cytoplasm. NCBI's taxonomy places the organism in Eukaryota, Metazoa, Chordata, Mammalia, Dasyuromorphia, Dasyuridae. Gene Ontology annotation, biological process: protein deubiquitination; ubiquitin-dependent protein catabolic process. The transcript has 9 exons. The record is from RefSeq and is a predicted model, not a curated record. The coding region runs from base 55 to 945 and encodes 296 amino acids. Gene Ontology annotation, molecular function: cysteine-type deubiquitinase activity.